Molecule: messenger RNA, 2484 nt
Organism: Gracilinanus agilis (Agile Gracile Mouse Opossum)
Lineage: Eukaryota; Metazoa; Chordata; Mammalia; Didelphimorphia; Didelphidae
Gene: SHOC2
Product: SHOC2 leucine rich repeat scaffold protein
Exons: 9
Coding region: 326-2074 (582 amino acids)
Molecular function (GO): protein binding
Source: RefSeq, a predicted model, not a curated record
AGACCCAGGUCUCCAAAUCCAGCACAUAUUUCACACCAUGCUGCCUCCUUAUUUGGUUCUCUUGGGAUCUGUUGAUGUGUGCAGAUUGUCAGAAUUCUAAUGAGCCUUUGACCUUCACCCUUUUCCUAGCUGGAUGUGUGUUAUCAAGUUUGGGUACAGUGCCUUCAGAACCAACAUGUAACAGAUGGAUGUCACUUUAUACAAGUUGCUACUUCAAGCCAACAUUUUUGACUCUGUAGGAUCCCCUGUACCUUCAACCUUGAACUUCAGCUUGUGAGACAAAAUAAAAGAAGUUCAUGUAGUGCUUGCUCUAGCUUGAGUCACCAUGAGUAGCAGUCUAGGAAAAGAAAAAGACUGUAAAGAGAAAGACCCUAAAGUGCCAUCAGCUAAGGAGAGAGAAAAGGAGGCAAAGGCCUCUGGAGGAUUUGGAAAAGAGAGCAAAGAAAAAGAACCUAAGACCAAAGGGAAAGAUGCCAAAGAUGGAAAGAAAGACUCCAGUGCUGCACAGCCAGUUGUGGCUUUUUCGGUGGACAAUACUAUCAAACGCCCUAAUCCAGCUCCUGGGACCCGAAAAAAAUCUAGCAAUGCUGAAGUGAUUAAAGAACUAAACAAAUGCAGGGAAGAGAAUUCAAUGAGAUUGGAUUUAUCCAAGAGAUCUAUUCACAUGCUUCCUUCAUCAAUCAAAGAAUUGACACAGCUAACAGAACUUUAUUUAUACAGUAACAAAUUACAGUCUCUCCCAGCAGAGGUAGGCUGUUUAGUGAAUCUGGUAACACUGGCAUUGAGUGAAAACUCACUGACCAGUUUGCCUGACUCUCUUGAUAACUUGAAGAAGCUUCGUAUGCUUGACCUACGGCAUAAUAAACUGAGAGAAAUUCCUUCAGUGGUGUAUAGACUAGAUUCUCUCACCACUCUUUACCUUCGUUUUAAUCGAAUCACUACUGUGGAAAAGGAUAUCAAAAAUUUGUCCAAACUCAUCAUGCUUAGCAUUCGGGAAAACAAAAUCAAACAACUACCUGCUGAAAUUGGUGAAUUAUGUAACCUCAUAACCUUGGAUGUAGCUCACAAUCAACUGGAGCACCUUCCAAAGGAGAUUGGAACCUGCAUUCAAAUCACCAACCUUGACUUGCAGCACAAUGAGCUCCUGGAUCUCCCUGAAACUAUAGGAAACCUGUCCAGUUUAAAUCGUCUUGGACUAAGGUAUAACAGACUGUCAGCAAUACCAAGGUCAUUAGCAAAAUGCAGUGCACUUGAGGAGCUGAAUUUAGAGAAUAAUAACAUUUCUACUUUGCCAGAGGGUCUAUUAUCAAGUCUUGUGAAUCUGAAUAGUUUGACACUAGCUAGAAAUUGCUUCCAGUCGUAUCCUGUGGGUGGUCCAUCUCAAUUCUCCACCAUCUAUUCCCUCAAUAUGGAACACAACAGAAUCAAUAAAAUUCCAUUUGGAAUUUUCUCCAGAGCAAAAGUAUUAAGCAAGCUGAAUAUGAAGGACAAUCAGUUAACCUCACUUCCUUUGGACUUUGGAACUUGGACCAGUAUGGUAGAAUUGAAUUUAGCUACCAAUCAGCUUGCAAAAAUCCCUGAGGAUGUAUCAGGGCUUGUGUCUCUUGAGGUUCUAAUAUUAUCAAACAAUGUUCUGAAGAAGCUCCCGCAUGGCCUUGGAAACCUUCGGAAAUUAAGAGAAUUGGACUUAGAGGAGAACAAACUGGAAUCCCUGCCGAAUGAAAUUGCUUACCUUAAAGAUUUACAGAAAUUAGUCCUAACGAACAACCAGUUGAAUAAUCUUCCCAGAGGAAUUGGUCACCUUACCAAUCUCACACAUCUUGGCCUUGGAGAGAACCUACUGGCCCAUCUUCCUGAAGAAAUUGGUACACUGGAGAACCUAGAAGAGUUAUAUUUGAAUGACAACCCUAACCUUCAUGGCCUUCCUUUUGAGUUGGCUCUCUGCAGCAAACUGUCAAUCAUGAGUAUUGAAAACUGUCCACUCAGUCACCUUCCACCUCAGAUUGUUGCAGGAGGACCUUCUUUCAUCAUUCAGUUUCUAAAGAUGCAAGGUCCCUAUCGUGCCAUGGUCUGAUGUAAAUCAUUUGGUCCCAUACACUGUACAAAAUAUAAACUGCAUUAAUGUUGUCUCAUAUCUAUAUCUGUAUCUUUUUGUAGAUAUUGAUAUAUAUAUGGCAGAUUUAUUCAGACUGCAUUAUGUGUUUCAGCUAAUAGAGGAAUCAUAGCCAUUUAGAUUUUUUUUAUUCUGUACAAAAUGCUUGUUUGAGUUUUUUUUGCUGAAUUCGAUGGAUUUUUGUCUGUGGAGUCAUAUGGAAUACCAGUAUACUUAAUACAUUUGCCAACAAAUUAAAAAAUUAUUAAAUUUAAGGGACAAAAUUAGUAUUGUUAUAUAAACUUUCUAUUAGGAAUAAUAAUGUACAAAUAUUUGUUGCAACUUUUCAUAUUCAUUUUUCCCUUCCCCAUGUCAGAACCCUGUAAUGUCAU